UCAUUUUUGUCGAGAGUCUCUACGACUCGGAAUUGAACUGUUCAUAUCGAGCGUCAUCACUUUUUUUGUUUAUUUGUUUUGUUUUUGUUUCCCCCAUUUGUUUUAAAUUUGUUGUUAUACAGUGUUAAUGCGUUUUUGUAUUGUUUUUAAUUCUGUAAAUACAGCAGGAUGGAACUUAAUUCUCUUCUACUUCUUCUUGAGGCAGCAGAGUAUUUGGAAAGAAGAGACAGAGAAGCUGAACACGGUUAUGCGUCUGUUUUGCCGUACGACAGCGACUCCAGAAAGAAAACUAAAUCUUCUCCCAUUUCAAGAAAAAACCACAACAAUAGGUCAUCGCACAAUGAGCUGGAAAAACACAGACGUGCCAAACUGCGGUUGUACCUGGAGCAGUUGAAACAGCUUGUGCCUUUGGGUCCUGAUAGCACCCGUCACACCACACUGAGUCUGCUCAAACGCGCCAAAAUGCACAUCAAGAAGCUGGAGGAACAGGACAGGAAGGCUCUAAACAUGAAGGAGCAACUGCAAAGAGAACAUCGCUACCUCAAACGGCGUCUGGAGCAGCUCUCUGUACAGGGCUUAGAGCGCAUUCGCACUGACAGCAUGGGCUCCACCAUCUCCACUGACUCUGAGCAAGAUGUGGAUAUUGACAUAGAGGGAAUGGAGUUCACGCCAGGUGAGAAUGAUAGUGUGGACAGUGUUAGCGAUGGUGAGGACCACUACAGCCUGCAGAGCAGCUCCAGCGAUGGAGGCCACCAUUCACAUUCCCACAGAUUACAGGCUCACAUCUGCUAGGCCGUGUCAGACCGCUACAGUGUGUCACCGCCAACAUACCCAUUAGCCACUCCCAGCUGGCAGGAAACACCUGGCUGACUUCCACUCAUCAGAAAACUCUUUUCCCUCUCAACCCUUGCAACACUUUAUAUCUGACCCAACCUCACAAAUACACACAAACAAACAAGCAAUAUGUGGUUUUAGUAAGAACAUGUGGUGUGGUAAUGCAGUUUUAACUUGUCUGUUCUGCUGCGGUGUGAAACUGGCUCUGUUCCAAAACUUAGUAACUACCUUGCUGCCUAGUUCUGUCAUUUAAGGCAGUAUAGACUCCUUAAUAGAUUAAUGGAAAGGGAGCAAAAGGCUAAAAAUCCAGGGCAGCAAUCAAACUGACUAGUCAAAACUGCAUGACUGUACUUGCGAAGGUGUAGAGAUGGGGAAAACACUUGUCGAGGUGUUGGUACCAUCAGAAUAUAAUUAUAUUGAUGCUUUUAGUCCCAUGUCUUUCUCUGUAACUUGCAAUAUUUUUUAAGCCUUUAUUCUUCAUCAGUAUAUAUGCAGUGCAGUGUGCAAUAAUAGGUAUAUAAAAGAAAGUUCUUUGUGCUAGGAAUUCCAACUCUUUAGACAGUCCCAGUCUUUAAAGCAGAUUAGACCAAAAAAAAAAAAAAAAAGAAAGAAAUUACUUUUGAAAAAAGAAGCCAAAACAUACUGGUGAUUUGAGGUGUAGUUUAUAUUUUCUGUUGUAGAUUUUGUAUUAUAUUUUCGUAAUUGUCCUUGAUUAAAAGACAAAUAAAAUAAUAAUAAUAAAUAUAUAUAUAUAUAAAAAUAUAUACAUAUAUGAAUAUUUAUAAAUGACAGAACAUGAGGCCUGGAUAAUGUUUGUAAGAUCUCUGGCAUUUGUUCUGUAUCUCCAACCGUCAUGUUGUGCCUUGACUGGUCGUAUCCCUUUUCCUCCCCUCAUCUCCUUGACACAUCCCUCCAGCCCUCCUCAGAUCACUUUCUGCCAGCCACCCGCAGCUUCCAUCCUCAGAAUACUCUUCUUUGGCCUUUGGCACAAGGUGACAAGAAAUAUUGGUUAGUCACCUCUGACCUCCAUCUUUUAAUUCCCGGAAAAUGUGCUUUCCAUUCUGCCAUGCAACAUCAUCCACAUCAGCGACACUGGUCAUCUCCUCUUUUGGCAGCUCGUCUCACCCCGUUGAAAAGCGUUAUCUAAUCAACUCUGCCCUUGAGGCUCUUUUCAUUUUAUUUUUUCAAGUUUGAUAAUAGCUGUCGUUUAUUGUACUUUAUGCCUAAUAUGUGUUUUGUUUUUCAAACAAUGAAGUGGAAAACCUUGGGAGAAGAGCAUUGGAAUCAAUCAUUAAUGGCAGCUCGAGUCCUCCCCACCCUCUCCCAAUGGUAGUUCCUGUUUUAGUGUUAAAGUGUGCUUAAGGUGAUGGUAGUAUUUGAUCAUUUGCCCAUAAAAGCAAAGAUACAGCAAUGUGAUCAUUUUGUUUGUAAUGAGGUGGAGACUGGGUGUAUUUGGUAAGCAGCACUGUUUCAAUACUAUGGUGCAUAUUGUGACCAACUUAUUGAGGUUUUUUUAUUGUUAUUAUUUUAUCUCUCCAUUCCCUGCAGACACCUAAAGGAGGGUUUUUUUAUUUUAUUUUUUAUUUUAUGUUUUUAUUUUAUUCUUUUAUUUUUUCAUCUUUUUGUAAAGCUAUUUUUUUUGUCAUUGAAGAGUUUACAUUUAUGUCAUGGAUAUGCCUGACUCAUGUAGCAAAACUAUGCUUUUUCAAUGUGUUCCAAUAUGUUUAUCAAGUGAAUUGUAAAAAAGAAAAAGCAAACUCUUGCACAGAACCUCCCAUCAACAUGAUUUGAUCUAGAGUUCAGAGAAUUGUGCAUGAGAUUUCUUUUUUUUUGUCAAAUUUUGAAGAGAUUGUAGCUUUCAUUGGCAGUACCUACGAAUCACGUCACAUGGUAAAUAUGUGAAAUCAAGCUAAAUUCAGCUUCCAGUGUGGUGAAAGAAAUACUUGUGACAGAGACAGGGCUAUUCAGUGGCUGCAGGGGUUUUGAAAGCUUUAAAACACUAAAAGAAAAAAAGAAAAGAGUGUAGGCCUAUGUCAGCAGAGAGGUACACAUAUAAUUAUGUGAAAAGAGCCAGGUGUCCAAGGAUCUCAUAUGAGUGUUCUAUAACUCCACAAAAAAAAAAAAAAAAAAAAAAAAAAAUGAUGGCAUGUUGUGAUGAUACUUUGCAUUUGUUGGGCCUUGCAGAUUAAGCUUUCUGCUGAACAUGUUUGAGCUUUGAGUGAAAGCUAGAUGGCAUGCGGACAGAAGACUGGGGGUCAAGGCUAUUUAAAGAACAGACCAGAAUGACCAAGAAAAAAAAUACAACUAAAUAUUAUUCCUUUUACCUUUGUUAUACAAAUAAAAGCACUAGAAGAAAGAAAAAACUUAAAUGAAAAAGAUUCCUGCCAUAUAGAUUCUAUUAGAUAUAAACUUAUUUUUCUAACACCUCCCAAUUGUGGGAGGCAUCAGGUGUAAUAUCAGAUUUAUAUCUUUAUAUGACUGUAGGUUUGUGACCCAUAUUUGCUGCCCAAUUUUUCUAUCUGCUUUUAUUUGUGUUCAUGAAGCAGUUUGUUGACAGGUCAGCAUGAGUAGCAUAUCUUGCGGAGCGCUUGCGUUUUAGCAUGAGUAAAACUUGCGGAAAGACUGCGAAGGGAGGGUUCUGUGCUAGAGACCUGUGAACAAAUUACCUUUUAGAAAACAAGUAAUAUGCAUUCAGAUGUUGUAUAAUAUUGUAAAGGUGUUUUUUUUUUUUUCUUUGUGUGUGUGUGUGUGUGUGUGUCUGAGUACGUUCACAUUUUCCAGGUGCUGGCUAUGUUUGAGCCCACACUCUAAAGGUAUUAUGUAUUCUUGUAUUGUAAUAUAAAUAAUUAAAAUGUUUUAUACAUA
Pimephales promelas (fathead minnow) is the source of this 3699-nucleotide messenger RNA. RefSeq names its product MAX dimerization protein 4 (gene mxd4). Gene Ontology annotation, biological process: regulation of transcription by RNA polymerase II. Lineage: Eukaryota; Metazoa; Chordata; Actinopteri; Cypriniformes; Leuciscidae. The record is from RefSeq and is a predicted model, not a curated record. Gene Ontology annotation, molecular function: RNA polymerase II cis-regulatory region sequence-specific DNA binding; DNA-binding transcription factor activity, RNA polymerase II-specific; protein dimerization activity.